ACCAUGGCCUCUAAGAAGUUCAUCAUCACUUGGGGAGUUCUCUUCAUUUUGAUGUUUCUGUUUGCCUCAAAAGUGGCAUCCACAACCGAGCUUGACAAUCCAAAUGUGAAAGGCUUGCCUACUCCGGCAACACCAAAUCCUGGGGUCCAUAUACCCGGAAGCUUUGGAAGUCCAGAUGCUAAAAGCCUACCUCCUCCAGCUACACUAAACCCUAGGGUCCAUAUACCCGGAAGGUUUCCAGAUGUGAAAGGCUUGCCUACUCCGGCAACACCAAAUCCUAGGGUCCAUAUACCUAGAAGCUUUGCAAGUCCAGAUGCUAAAGGCCUACUUCCUUCCGCUACACCAAAUCCUGGGGUCCAUAUACCCAAAAGGUUUCCAGGCUUGCCUACUCCGGCAACACCAAAUCCUGAGGUCCAUAUACCCGGAAGCUUUGCAAGUCCAGAUGCUAAAGGCCUGCCUCCUCCAGCAACACCUAAUCCUGGGGUCCAUAUACCCGGAAGCUUUGCAGGCCCGGGUACUCGAACUUGAGUACUUUCUUUGCCAUCCCAGUCUGUAUAAUUCAGCACCGUAUCAUAAAGUCUGAGAUAUGUAGCACAUGAAUAAAAGCAGUUAAGGAAUAAUAAUUCUGUCUGCACUACUUGGACUUGGUGAUUGAAUAAGCUACAACCCUUUGUUAUUAGAAAGUAUUAAAUAAAAAAGAGAACAUCUACCUUCUUGAUAAAUAUGGGCUAUCGAUUAUUGAUUUGAAAAGGAACAAAGACU
Quercus robur (English oak) is the source of this 762-nucleotide messenger RNA. RefSeq lists its product as uncharacterized. Bases 4 to 528 code for a protein of 174 amino acids. The record is from RefSeq and is a predicted model, not a curated record. Lineage: Eukaryota; Viridiplantae; Streptophyta; Magnoliopsida; Fagales; Fagaceae. The transcript is spliced from 7 exons.